Messenger RNA from Nipponia nippon (crested ibis), 2667 nucleotides. Lineage: Eukaryota; Metazoa; Chordata; Aves; Pelecaniformes; Threskiornithidae. The record is from RefSeq and is a predicted model, not a curated record.
AUGCGGAGGUUUGCUCCAGCUGGGGGAGAAGCUGAACUGCUCCUAAUGGGAGCCUGGCGCGGUGGCGGGGGGGGACCUUUCCCACCGCGGAGGAGACGAGGACUCACAGCCUCGGAGUGCGAGAUGCUCUUUGACCUCCUCAGUACGCGUGGUAUCUGCCUGCUGCAGCGACCAUCUGGCGCCCAGAAGCAGCCGGAGGAGGCUGCGCUGGCAGGCAGCGCAGACGGCGGGCUGGUGCUUCUCCUCCUCCUGCCGAGAGAUGCAGGUAGUGUUUCUCAGCUUCCCUAUGGCAAAGCCCUCUACACGUACGAGGGAAAAGAGCCCGGCGACCUCAAGUUUAACAAGGGGGACAUCAUCAUACUGCGGCGGAAGGUGGACGAGAACUGGUACCACGGGGAGCUCAAUGGGAACCAUGGCUUCUUCCCUGCCAGCUACAUCCAGUGUAUCAAGCCCCUCCCGCAAGCUCCACCUCAGGGCAAAGCACUUUACGACUUUGAAAUAAAGGAUAAAGAUCAAGACAAAGAUUGCCUGACCUUCACCAAGGAUGAAAUUUUGACGGUCAUCAGGAGGGUAGAUGACAACUGGGCAGAAGGAAUGCUGGGUGACAAGAUUGGCAUUUUCCCUAUCCUCUAUGUUGAGCUGAAUGAAUCCGCCAAGCAGCUCAUCGAGAUGGACAAGACGUGCUCAGCUGUCGCCUCCGGCUGCGAUGUGCCGCUGCCAACGGAGACGGCGGCAGUGGCAGCGGCAGCAGCGGCGGGUCUGGCACCAUGCUCCACGCUGGCCAGCGCUGGGGCGGCCGGGGCGGCCCAGCGGCAGGCGGAGGGCAAGAAGAACGCCAAGAAGCGCCACUCCUUCACCGCCCUCAGCAUGACGCACAAGUCCUCCCAGGCUGCCAGCAACCGGCACUCCAUGGAGAUCAGCGCCCCCGUCCUCAUCAGCUCCAGCGACCCGCGGGCGGCUGCCAGGAUCGGGGACCUGACCCACCUCUCCUCCAGCGCCCCGGCCCAGGAUUCUUCUUCGAUUGGAACAGCCACGGUGGCUGGUCCCAGGACAAGUGCAAUAAUUGGAGAUCAGGGAACACCACCGAAGGUCCAGCUCCCCCUCAAUAUCUACCUAGCCCUGUACGCCUACAAGCCUCAGAAGAACGACGAGCUGGAGCUCCGCAAAGGUGAGAUGUACCGGGUCAUUGAGAAGUGCCAGGAUGGCUGGUUCAAGGGGACGUCUCUGAGGAGUGGGAUGUCCGGCGUCUUCCCAGGCAACUACGUGACGCCUGUUUCAAGGGUGCCAGUGGGAGCCGGGCAGCCCAGGAACAGCGGAGCUGGGGGAGCGCCGGCAACGAAAGGAGCCCCGGGAGCCAUCCACCCCAUUGGGGCCAGUCACACCAACGUCGCCACGGCUGUCAGACCGGUUGUUCCUAUCACUGCGCCCCAGACGCAUCCCCAGCUACAGGCGGCCUCUCCGCAGCUGAAUAACUGCUUGAGGUAUUCGGCUCAGCAGCCAGCCAGCCAGACCCGCAACGCCAUGCAGAUGGCUCAUCCCCCAGUGCCAGCCCCGGAUCGGCCCACCGCCACGGUCUCGCCCCUGCGGACGCCCAGCUCGCCCUCCCGCCUGCCAGCAGCAGCCAUCCGGCCUCACCCCGCCAUCUCCCCGCCGCAGGGCCACCAGCCCACCCCGGGGCUCAGCCAAGGGAGCCACAGCCCCAGCACCGUGGCUCGUGCUGGACAUGCAGCAGUGUACUGGCUGGGGGGGGGGCCCCCUCCCCUGGGCCCCCCCGCCCCCCCCCCCCCCCUGCCAGCAGCAGCCAUCCGGCCUCACCCCGCCAUCUCCCCGCAGCAUGGCCACCAGCCGCCCACCCCGGGGGCCCGGCCCCUCAUCCCCCUCACCUCUGCUGCCGCCGCCAUCACCCCGCCCAACGUCAGCGCAGCCCACCUCAACGGCGAGGCGGGCGGUGGGCCCCUGGGUGGCCCUGUCACUCCUGGCCCCGCCGGCAAGGCCGAGGAGAGGAAGAAUGAGAAGCACCGGAUCUGCAAAUUUGCAGUGGUGCAGAAAGAUGUUAUAGCAGGCUCUCAGUCAUCAAAACCAGAUGGCCAAGUCAGAAGCCGUCUGCCUCGCUACGUGGAAGAAGUUGAUGGUGGUGCCGGGGCAAGUGCCACAGGCACAAAGGAGAAGAAGAGCGGGCUGCUGAAACUUCUAGCAGGAGCAUCAACAAAAAAGAAGUCACGCUCCCCACCGUCCGUGUCCCCCACACACGACCCCCAGGCAGCCAUCGAAGGAGUCCUGCAAGGGGCGGUGGGACCUGAGCUCUCCUCCCUCCCCAGCCACGGCAGGGCCGGCUCGUGCCCUAUCGAGAGUGAAAUGCAGGGAGCCAUGGGGCUGGAGCCUCUGCACAGGAAAACAGGCUCCUUGGAUUUGAAUUUUUCCAUCCCUUCUCCUGCCAGGCAGCCCCUCUCUUCCAUGGCAGCUAUUCGGCCAGAGCCCAAGCCUUUGCCCCGGGAAAGGUACCGCGUUGUGGUCCCGUACCCGCCGCAGAGCGAGGCUGAGAUCGAACUGAAGGAAGGUGAUAUUGUGUUUGUGCACAAGAAACGGGAGGACGGCUGGUACAAAGGGACAUUGCAGAGAAAUGGCAGGACGGGCCUCUUCCCCGGCAGCUUUGUCGAGAGCUUCUGA